AAGUACACGGAUCCUCUUCCGGCCUGAUAAUCUAGGCUGCGAGCGUGGAUUUUUGUCUGUGCUCUUAAAAACACUUUAAAAAUGAGCGUACCGGCGUUUAUUGACAUAACGGAGGAGGACCAGGCAUCAGAGCUUCGGUCUUACCUGAAAUCUAAAGGAGCGGAGAUCUCGGAGGAGAAUUCAGAAGGAGGUCUUCAUGUUGAUCUGGCACAGAUUAUUGAAGCCUGCGAUGUCUGUCUCAAAGACGAUGACAAAGAUGUGGAGAGUGUGAUGAACAGCAUUGUGUCUCUACUGCUGAUUCUGGAGACGGAGAAGCAGGAGGCUCUGAUCGAGAGUUUAUGCGAGAAGCUGGUGAAGUUUCGAGAGGGUGAACGACCCUCGCUCCGGAUGCAGCUUUUGAGUAAUCUGUUCCAUGGUAUGGAUGAGAACACUCCAGUGAGAUACACCGUCUACUGCAGUCUGAUUAAAGUGGCGGCAACCUGCAACGCCAUCGCCUUCAUGCCUACAGACCUGGACCAGGUGAGGAAGUGGAUCAUUGACUGGAAUCUGAACACAGAGAAGAAACACACUCUUCUUCGUCUGGUGUAUGAAGCACUGGUCGACUGCAAGAAGAGUGAAUCUGCAGCCAAAGUAAUGGUGGAGUUACUGGGCAGUUAUACAGAAGACAACGCUUCACAGGCCCGAGUGGACGCACACAGAUGUAUCGUUCGUGCGCUGAAAGACCCAAACACCUAUCUGUUCGACCAUCUCCUGACUCUCAAACCAGUGCGCUUCCUAGAAGGAGAGCUCAUCCAUGAUCUCCUGACUAUAUUUGUCAGCGCAAAGCUCAUAUCGUAUGUGAAGUUUUACCAGAGCAACAAAGACUUCAUCGAGUCUCUUGGUCUGUCUCAUGAGCAGAACAUGUCAAAAAUGAGGCUGCUGACAUUCAUGGGGAUGGCGGUGGAGAUGAAGGAGAUCUCCUUCGACACCAUGCAGCAGGAGCUCCAGAUCGGGGCUGAAGACGUGGAGGCCUUCGUCAUUGACGCUGUUCGGACCAAAAUGGUCUAUUCCAAGAUUGACCAGACACAGCGGAAGGUUGUGGUCAUCCACAGCACACACCGCACCUUUGGCAAACAGCAGUGGCAGCAGCUUUAUGACACACUGUGCUCCUGGAAGCAGAAUCUGUCCACGGUGAAGAGCAGCCUCCAGACACUCUCUCCCACCGCCUGACAGCGCUCUGUCAGUUUUUAUACACAUUCAAUAAAAGACUCAUGAAGACCA
Molecule: messenger RNA, 1260 nt
Organism: Danio aesculapii
Lineage: Eukaryota; Metazoa; Chordata; Actinopteri; Cypriniformes; Danionidae
Gene: eif3m
Product: eukaryotic translation initiation factor 3, subunit M
Exons: 11
Coding region: 82-1209 (375 amino acids)
Biological process (GO): cytoplasmic translational initiation
Cellular component (GO): eukaryotic translation initiation factor 3 complex; cytoplasm
Molecular function (GO): translation initiation factor activity
Source: RefSeq, a predicted model, not a curated record